Silurus meridionalis is the source of this 2034-nucleotide messenger RNA. RefSeq names its product MPL proto-oncogene, thrombopoietin receptor (gene mpl). Bases 131 to 2011 code for a protein of 626 amino acids. Gene Ontology annotation, biological process: cytokine-mediated signaling pathway; hemopoiesis; positive regulation of cell population proliferation. Gene Ontology annotation, cellular component: external side of plasma membrane. The transcript is spliced from 12 exons. Lineage: Eukaryota; Metazoa; Chordata; Actinopteri; Siluriformes; Siluridae. The record is from RefSeq and is a predicted model, not a curated record. Gene Ontology annotation, molecular function: protein binding; cytokine receptor activity.
AUUCAUUUUAGACCCAACACCCAACACGAAUCCACUCAUUAGCUGUGUUGCACAAAUACACACAUGCAACAAGACAUUUAACUCAUACGGUUCUGAAUAGUCAUGGGUUAAAAGAGAUCCUUCACAGACAAUGGAUCUGCAGAUCACCUGGUCAAUAUUGUUCUCCUGUCUAACUUUGCAGAUGAAUUGUGACCCUUAUCUGUCAAAACAAGAUCUGGCACUGCUGUCUGCUGAGCCAUACCCAGCAUGUUUCACGAGAAGCCUUGAAGACUUCACCUGCUUCUGGGAGGCACCUGUGGGAAAAUCCUAUGACUUCCUUUAUAAAACAGAUGAGGCUCACAAUGCAGAGCGUGCCUGUAAUUUAAGUCAGCAGGAGACGACAGAAGGAAAAAUCCUUUAUGCCUGCUUCUUUCAACCUCUGGAUGUCUUCCUGCUUGAGUACACACACGUCAGAGUGGUGGAUAAAGAUACCAACACAACUGUCUACACGCGCAAGCUUAAUGUGGAGGACAACUGCCUGUUUUAUCCUCCAUCAGAUGUAUCUCUUCACCCCACUGGAAAAGCAGGGCAAAUUCUGGUUAAGUGGACAGCACUUUCACAAUCAAUGAAAGAUCAUGAGCAGUAUGAGUUACGUUACACUUCUAAAGCACUAGAGGAAACAGUUAAACUGAAGAAAGUUUCCAUAUGUGAGCAUGCGUUGCUCUCACUGGUCCCAGGACAGUCAUGCACAGUGCAGAUCAGGGUUAAGGCCAGUUUUAAUGAUGCUGGAGGCCACUGGAGUGACUGGUCAUCUCCAGUUACAGCCCUGGUACCUCAAAAUGCAGCUGACAUUGAAUUUACAUGCCACACUUCUGAUUUGCACCAAGUCUGGUGUCAGUGGAACAAAGAGCGUUAUAACUAUAUGAGUCUACAUUAUCGACAAACUAACAGAAAUUCUUGGGGGAACUGGAAGAGCUGUGACCAGAGUAAUGUCUCUGCAGGUCAAUGUAUUAUCUAUGGAGAUGAAUGGACCAUGUUUCAGCUUUACUUAACAGCUCCACAUGGGCUCCUUAACCAAACUUUUUAUAUGGACGAGUUUUGGAUGAACAGCAGCAUCAAAACAGUACCUCCAGAAGGGCUAAUGGAGGAGAUCAUCGGAGAAAGGCUUUGUCUGAAAUGGAGCUCUCCUUUUCCUAAAAUAACUGAGCAUUUAAUGUAUCAGGUUCGGUACCAGGUAAAAGGAGAGAAUGAUUGGAAGGUUUUUACAGUGCAAACCCCUAGUACCAGGACCUGUCUGGAUGUGCAAGCAAGUGGCCAGUACACCAUCCAAGUAAAAGCCAAACCCAUUGGAUUGUUCUACAGUGGGGACUGGAGUGAUUGGUCUAAACCGCUCACAAAACAGUUGACUUCAAAUUCAGGGUUGCUGUUUAUCGCAUGUAUACCUUUUGCCAUGCUCAUCAUUUCUGUUGUAUUGCUAACCUCCUUCUCCAGAUAUGCCAGUAAGCUGAAGCAGGUUCUCUGGCCACCAGUCCCAAACCUGAAUGAUGUGCUAGAAAGUUUCUUGAAAGAUAUCAACAGACAAGACUGGGAGCCCGACAUCAGCAUCAAGCAGUGUGAUGAUGACACCCCUGCAUCUGUGGUGGAGAUCAUGUCUGAAAAAGAUACUCAAACCAUAAAGAAACCAUCUAAAGGCUCAUAUUUCCCACAAUACCAGUUGGCUGUGGAUAGUAACAAGGAGUGUGCGAUGCAGGGGCUAGAAAUGACCAGAGAAUAUGUAAUCUUGAAGUCCAGCCCUGCUAAUGACAUCUCAUGCCUGGCUGGGAAUGAUUAUGUUUAUGGAGUGAAUGCUGCAUCGAAUCAGGUUAAGGAAACAGUCUGCAGUUAUACUUCGCUCUGUUCAGACACUUUUCCAGCCUCCACCACCAACAUCCUCAACCAAUCCUAUUUGCAGGCUGAGGUUGGGAGUGAGCUCCACAACAUUAUUGGCCGUUACACCAACCUGGAAAAUGUAGCUACAGUUAAAGAAGAGUGAAAAGGAAGAGCAGUUUCAUCGUU